AUGGGACGAGGGAAGAUAGAGAUAAAGAGGAUAGAGAACUCGACGAACAGGCAGGUGACGUUCACCAAGCGGAAGAAUGGGAUCAUCAAGAAGGCUAAGGAGAUCUCCGUCCUCUGCAACGCCCAGGUCUACCUCGUCCUCUUCUCCAGCUCCGGCAAGAUGGCCGAGCUUUGCAGCGACAACACCACGUCCGUUCCCAUCAUCCCCACCACAUCUCUAUACCUCUCUGUUUCUCUCUCCGAUCUCUCACCGGAAAGGCCCCCCGCAGGCUCUCCUGGAUGCUGGAGCAAUACCACAAGUACACUGGCAACAGGAUCUGGGACGCCAAGCACGAGGUAG
Messenger RNA from Spirodela intermedia, 339 nucleotides. The record is from the annotation of a GenBank genome assembly. NCBI's taxonomy places the organism in Eukaryota, Viridiplantae, Streptophyta, Magnoliopsida, Alismatales, Araceae.